Molecule: messenger RNA, 1020 nt
Organism: Botrytis fragariae
Lineage: Eukaryota; Fungi; Ascomycota; Leotiomycetes; Helotiales; Sclerotiniaceae
Exons: 2
Coding region: 1-1020 (339 amino acids)
Source: RefSeq, a predicted model, not a curated record
AUGAGUAUCAGCAACGAGGAAGAAAUCCUAGUCACCAGUCGCAAUAAAGCGCCGUCGAUCAUCGAUGUCACUUCGCACAACGAGCGAGUAUUCGCUCAAUUGCCCGAUAUGAUACAGGAAGCUCUCGUUUCUACCGAAUUUUCAGCGCCCAAUUUAAAGAUCAGCCGUGUACACAAUGCGCGCACUAUAGAUUCGGGCUUCAUGACACAACCAAUGUUCUACAUCACACCCAGCAAUGAAUCAAGUAUCAGCAUGCCGGAUCUUACCCUCACAGACGAGAGCAUCCUUUCGAAAUUCGGCACCGAACUUACUGCCAAUUUUGCGGAUAUAAAAGCUCAUGGCUCGGCUGCUUUUUUCCAAAAAGAAAAUUUGAGUGACGGCGCGACGUAUUCUCUCUGUGCGUGUGCAACGGGUUAUAUAUGGGUAUAUGUAUCACCUAGCAGUAUUGCUGACGAUCUCGAGGCUGCGGAUGAAGGAUGGGACGAAUUUUCACGAUUGGAGAUACAGAUUGGUACGUUUGCGCUGCGGAAGAAGGCAAUCACUACGAUUGAGAUACCGUGUCAUUAUCGCACUGGGAAAGUAGUUGCACAUAUGAAUGGAGAUUUAUCAUUACUAUGUGCGACGGUACUGGCAAAGUAUUUGAGAUUUAGAAUGAUGGGAUGCCAGUAUGAAUAUGCGACUGAGAGUGCGAUCAAGGAAACGAGGAAACAAUUGGCGCAUCUGAGGGUUGUGGAUCCCGGGAUUUUUAGGGGCUUGGAAAGGAUGUUAAGGGAGAUUUGUACGAAUGCUCCGAUGCCGCCGACGAGUGUGGUGAGUUUGAUUUCAAGAAGUAUGAUUAGGGGACGUUGGGAGGUUUGGGGGGAUAGAAAGGUUUUGAGGAGAAAAUAUUCACUGCCUGGAAGGGUCAUGCAAAGUUUUAAGAAAGGGGAUGCUGAUCCUAUUGAUUUGUUGAGUGAGAGCUACACGUUUCUGAGAUUGGAGAAGAAGAAAAGUAGCAUUGGUGGUGUAAGGGAUUCAUAA